This is a messenger RNA of Kwoniella botswanensis, 2058 nucleotides long. RefSeq lists its product as uncharacterized. Gene Ontology annotation, cellular component: Golgi membrane. The record is from RefSeq and is a predicted model, not a curated record. The transcript is spliced from 13 exons. Bases 1 to 2058 code for a protein of 685 amino acids. Gene Ontology annotation, biological process: intra-Golgi vesicle-mediated transport. Lineage: Eukaryota; Fungi; Basidiomycota; Tremellomycetes; Tremellales; Cryptococcaceae.
AUGGCGGAAGAAAACUUCUCUGCUGCUUUGACGACAUGGAAGGAGAUCAACCUGUCGGAGCUGCAGAAAUCGCUCGACUCAACGGCAUUGGAGUUGGUAGAAAACCAGAAAGAGAACCUUGUAGGUAGGAAGAAAUUAGCUGAGCAAACGAGGGAAUUCAAGAAGCUUCCAGACGACGCAGAGAAAUUCAGCGCUAUCAAAGUCCUCCUAAAAGCCUAUCAAGGAGAGAUUGAUUCCCUCACUCGUCGAUCGAAAGUAUCCGAGACGUCCUUCUUAAACGUCUACAAAUUACUUGCAGAUGCUCCAGAUCCUUAUCCACUGUUGGACGCGGCCGUCGACCAGACUGUUAAGAUCGCAGAGGCGAGGGUCUUGGAAUCUGAAUUGAGCAGGUUGAGGGAAGAGAAUAAUGAUCUGAAGAAGAAUUUGAAAGAGUACAAGGACUCGGAGGACAGGAGGAAGAAAGCUGAGAAUAAAGUGGAGCAGAUUGAAGAGAAGAUGGAAGAGUUGAUUCAGGAAAGAGUGAAUCAGAAAGAGAAUGAACUCAAUGCGGAAUACGAUGAGAGAAUGCGUAAUUAUGAAGAGAGAGAGAAAGACCUACAAAGACAGGUCGAAACUGUUCGAAACCAAUUGAGAGAUAUGCACUCCUCGAACGAAAGUACUCAAGCUAAAUUGAUGGAUGCGAGUCAGAGGCAAGAACAAGACGUUGCUGCUAGAUUAGCAGAAUUGGAUAUGGUGGCUGCUGAUUUAUCAAGAGCCAAUGAGCGAGUGGCUACAGUUGAGAGGAGGAAUGAAUUGUUAAGAUCGGAGAUAGAAUCCGUUCGAAGUGGAUCUCAACAAGCUGAAAAGGUCAAAGCUCUUGAAUCUCAGAUCGAAGAGCUGGAAGCGGAAGCCUCCAGAUUACUCAGAGCGUUGGAUCAAAUCAAAGAGCGGAAAGCCGAAUCUGCGAAAGCAGCGAAGAAAAAGGAAGAUGAAUUGGCCAAAGAGGUCGCUUCUCAGGCUACUGAGAUUCAGAAUCUCAAGAAUAAGGUGAAGCAGUAUGGUGAUUACGAUGAAAUUAAGAGAGAAUUGGAGAUUAUGAAAUACGUUGAAUUUUCAGGAGCAGAUUCAGAUGUAGAAGACGAAGGAGACUUCGAAGAAUCUGGACUUUCUCUGAAAUUACCCGAUCCAAAUGCGACAGUAGCGAACAAAUCGUCUAAUCGAUCACUUGAGAACUUGCUAGUAUCCAAGAACCGAAAGUUGUUAGAAGAUCUUACCAAGUUGAGAGUAUCAUAUGAGGAGUUGAAUUCUGAACAUUCAAAGACGGAUGAGAUCAUUGAGAAUCUCCAGAUGGACCUAAACAAGCAAUUGAGUUUGGUGGAGAAGUUGGAGAAUGAUUUGAUGAACAUCAAUAAUAAAGAUGAUAAUGAAAAGGAAGGAAAGGGAUUACAAGGAUUAGAUAUUGGUGGUAGUAAAGUUGAUGGUCGAGCAUCACCUGCUACUCAAGCUCAAGACAAUUCUAUCCUUCCCAUCGUUACUUCCCAAAGGGACAGAUUCAGACAACGUAAUGCCGAAUUAGAGGAAGAAUUAAGAAAACAAUUCGAGAUCAUAUCUGAUCUUCGUACGGAGAUUAAAUCCCUUCAAGCUGAUAAUCUCAAACUAUAUGAAAAAGUUAGAUAUAUGGGAUCUUACGGUAUUUCAUCUAACAAUAACAACAAUCCAAAUGGUAUAAGUGGAUAUAAUGUCCCGGGAAGUUCAUCAAGAGGUGGGUUAAAUGGUGUUGGAGUAGGGAUUGGAGCAAGGAGAGACGAUGAAAUUGGGAAAUAUAAAGAUAAAUAUGAUGAGAGUUUGAAUCCUUUCGAAGCGUUUAAAGGUAGAGAAGCGCAAAGAGCUAUACAAGCGUUAAACCCACUCGAAAGAGGUGUAUUCUCCCUGACGAGAGCUAUAAUAGGUAAUAAGAGAGCUAGGAGCCUGUUCAUACUGUAUGCUGCGUCGCUGCAUAUUUUGAUACUGUUCGUACUAUGGAACACAAUGGCUGCUAGCGAUUCCAAUGCUCAUCCUCCUGUAUCUAUACAUCCUUAA